CCAGCCUGCCGUUUAUGUCCUGCGGUCGAGGAUGAGCAGCAUUUUUUCUGGUCCUGUCCCGUGAAAGCACAAGUGUGGUCGACCAUCAGCGUGCGCUUCCUUGUCGACCAUGGGUCUUUGACGUUUGAUCACAUUAGGUCUCUCAACACCUCCCCGCUCACGGUCAAGCCAGAGUUCAAACUGUCCUUCAUAUGUAUCAUCGCCACUACCAUACUCCACAUAUGGAACUCCCAUUGGCAUCAAGUGUUUCAAGGAUCAACCUUUUGGCCCGACGGUGUAGCAGCCCGCAUUACAUUAGCGCUUCGUAGGAUACAUACUAUUUCAUAG
Zychaea mexicana is the source of this 327-nucleotide messenger RNA. RefSeq lists its product as uncharacterized. The transcript has a single exon. The annotation marks the transcript as partial. Lineage: Eukaryota; Fungi; Mucoromycota; Mucoromycetes; Mucorales; Lichtheimiaceae. The record is from RefSeq and is a predicted model, not a curated record.